GCGGAGGAGGGCGUGGCAGGUGGCGUUGGUGCUGGGGAACACUCUGUGGCACGUGGCGGCUUUCAUGGCUGUGCUGAUGUGGCGCGCUGACACCGACACGUGUGUGAAAAUGAAGGGGAAGAAGGGGAAGAAGGGAGGAGGUGCGGUGGUACAGCAGCCGGAUGGGGGGAGAGGAGGGGCGGAAGGUGGGGGAGGAAAUGGGGGGGGAGAGAAUGGGGGGAGGUUUGUGUUUGGAGUGAGCGGGCCGCUGUCCCUGAGUGACAUUUCGAGGGUCCGAAGAGCCUUUGGUGCAACCAUCAACGACGUCUCGGUGACGAUCAUCUCAGGCGGGCUGGACCGCUACCUGCAGCACCACCACGCCCAGGCUAAGGAGGCAGUGUCUCCAGGAGAGCCUGCCCCAGUCGUCACCUGCCCGCUGCCCCCCUCUGUUCGCCUCAGUGCGCUCUGCGUUGUCAACAUCCGCCCCACGCCUGGACUUCAGGAAAUGGCUUCGAUGCUCGCUGGUCGCUCCAAGGCGCGCUGGGGCAACUGCCUCAGCACGUUCCUGCUGCCCUUGCCCGUGCACUCGCCCUCGCUCACCAAAGGGCUGCCGAAUACGGAGGGGGCAAAUGUGAAGAACACUGACGAAAAUGCGGCAGGGGAGGUGGUGGGGCGGCUUAAGAGCAGCGAUGAGCAGGCAGCAGGGGAGGUGGAGGGGCGGCGGCUGUGCAUGGUGGCGGCCAUGUGUGCGUCCAAGCGUCAGUCGCUGGAGGCGCAUUACAACUAUGUCAAUGCACGCCUCGUGCUCGCCACUGCUGGCAUGAAGGCAGCGGGAGCGCUGAUGCACCGCCUGUUCCAGCAGACCACCAUUUCGUUUUCCAACAUGAUGGGGCCUGUGGAGGAGGUCAGCUUGGGCGGCCAUGCCAUCGCCCGCAUCAGCCCCACCGUUGUGGGGCAGCCGCAUGCGCUCACUCUGCAUUUCCAGACGUACAACGGCUCGGCGCACAUAGUGCUGUCAGCUCUGAAGGAGAAUGUGCCCGAUCCAGCCUUUCUCCUUCGCUGCUGUGAAGACGCCUUCCAUGCUCUCAAGGCAUCGUUGAAGUAGUGUGGGAGUGGGAGAGGGGUCACAUGAGAAUGGGAAAGAAUCUUCCACUUCUUACUCACCCCGUUGCUGAGUGAACUUGUGUCAUACGGCAUGCAGAAGACAUUUGUUAUGGACCAGGCCCCUAGAUAUCAGACUUUUAACGCUGAUUCAGCCUUUUUUCAGGGUUUUGGGAUAGGGUAAUGCUGAUUGGCUGGCCUUUUUUCAGAGGUGGAUGCUGAUUGAAAAGUUAUUUUUGUCAUACUUAUCUUAGUAUGUUGCAGUAGACUAUACAGGUUUGUGCCUUAGAGGGUUCAACUCACUAGCUUAUAUUACCUUGUACCCUCCUAUUCUAAUC
This is a messenger RNA of Closterium sp. NIES-67, 1418 nucleotides long. The record is from the annotation of a GenBank genome assembly. NCBI's taxonomy places the organism in Eukaryota, Viridiplantae, Streptophyta, Zygnematophyceae, Desmidiales, Closteriaceae.